AUGGCUGCAUCCAAAUCAAUAAAAUUUCAUGCUGGAAAAGUCCAAUAUGAUGAAGAAACUAAUCGUUGUUUGCCAUUAGCACAUAGAGGAGUAAUUUCAAUUAAACCAAGUGCAGAUGAACCAGAUUUCUUAGACUUCACGUGGACUGCUAAACAAGAUUCAACUCAAGCUACUCCUGGAAAUAUAGAAAGAGACGAAUUGUUAUUUAUACCUGGUGAUGUAACUGUAAAACAUAUAGAAUCAUGUAAAACUGGUAGAGUCAUUGCAUUUACAUUUUCAAGUUCUGGUGCUAAAUAUUUAUAUUGGAUUCAAGAUGUAGGUGAUAUUGAUCAAUUGGAUAAAUUAACUGAAAAAGAUAAAAAGAUAAUUCAGGAUAUUAAAGAAAUCAUAACUCCAAAUGAAGAGGAAGAAGAUGAGGAAGAAGAAGAAGAAACUCCAACUGAUGAUACAGAUGUUAGAAUUGAAGAUGCUUCUCAAGCUGUAGCUCCCACUAAUGUACCAAAACCCGAAAUAAAAUUACCAAUUAGUACAAUUUCUUCAGUUUUAGAUUUACUGCUUAUUGAUUCUCAUCUUGAUAAAUUGUCUCUUGAUGAAUUGAAGAGUUUAUAUAGUGAAUAUCUUCCUUCAUCUAUAUCAUCAAAUCCAACCAAGGCUCAAAUCAUGGAUAUUAUUCGUAGUGGAUUCUAUGCUCAAUCAGAACAAAAAUUAAGUGAACUGUUAUCUGAGGGAAGUGGAGCUGGUUAUUUGCUUGCACAAAGUUUGAAGUACGAAUAUAAAGGAGAAGGAAUUGAUGGAUUUUUGAAUGGUAUUAGAGAAUUGGCCAAAAAGGAAAAGAAAGAGGAAGAAGAACAACAACAAAAAGAAGAUCAUGAUGAGGUAAUGAAAGAUUAA
Messenger RNA from Hemisphaericaspora subhashii, 891 nucleotides. Its product is annotated as proteasome regulatory particle lid subunit. NCBI's taxonomy places the organism in Eukaryota, Fungi, Ascomycota, Pichiomycetes, Serinales, Debaryomycetaceae. Gene Ontology annotation, biological process: ubiquitin-dependent protein catabolic process. The transcript is spliced from 2 exons. Gene Ontology annotation, cellular component: nucleus; cytoplasm; proteasome regulatory particle, lid subcomplex. The record is from RefSeq and is a predicted model, not a curated record. Gene Ontology annotation, molecular function: ubiquitin binding; proteasome binding; endopeptidase activator activity. Bases 1 to 891 code for a protein of 296 amino acids.